Molecule: messenger RNA, 5246 nt
Organism: Megalobrama amblycephala (Wuchang bream)
Lineage: Eukaryota; Metazoa; Chordata; Actinopteri; Cypriniformes; Xenocyprididae
Gene: ppip5k2
Product: diphosphoinositol pentakisphosphate kinase 2
Exons: 33
Coding region: 509-4588 (1359 amino acids)
Biological process (GO): inositol metabolic process; inositol phosphate biosynthetic process
Cellular component (GO): cytosol
Molecular function (GO): inositol hexakisphosphate kinase activity; diphosphoinositol pentakisphosphate kinase activity; 5-diphosphoinositol pentakisphosphate 1-kinase activity
Source: RefSeq, a predicted model, not a curated record
UAGCUCCCCCUUUACGGUGACCUCACUGCUGACGCCACGCCGCCUCGACUGGCUUAUUUUUUUUACUUUUAAAGCUUAAACUGGAGUAUAUUAAGACAGCAUUUACACAGAUGAUUGUAAUCCAUCUUUGCUGGAGAAUCUUAGAAGCCUGCAGAAGACCAGAAUGAGAUCAUUUGUGUGUGCCCGUUAGCUGAAGGAUGUUGAUGUUUGCUACUGGUUCUUUUAGCAUGCAUGCUAAUGUAAGCUCUCUUCAUUCAGUGUUUCUAUGUGUGUGAAUAGCUAACAUAGCAGCUCACAGCCUUCGAUUUCACUUCGAUCUCUUUUAGAGGAGGAUAAUAGAUACAAAUUCUGAACCUGUGGUCAUCUGGGGAUUGUUUUGACACAUCUGAGAGGCAGUGAAGAUGAGUGGCUGUGAGGAGCAGGAAGGGGGCUAUGAGGCUAGACGUUACCAGCUCUAACCUUCAUUUUAACCUCUGCUGUGAGCAACUGACAGCUGCCUCUAGUGAACAUGUCUGUGCACGAGGACUUAGAUCACCCUCGCUUCUUUGUGGGAGCUGAUGAUGGCGAGGGAGACGAACUGCUCGAUCCAGGCAGAGUGCUCGGCUAUGAUUGCCUGUACGAAAACGUGGAAGAAGAGGAUGAGGACCGAGACGAUGCAGAAUAUGAUUCGCCCCCAGAGAGACAAAUCGUAGUGGGUAUCUGUGCCAUGUCUAAGAAGUCAAAGUCCAAGCCUAUGAAGGAGAUCCUGGAGAGACUGUGUUUGUUCAAAUACAUCACUGUGGUUACAUUUGAAGAGGAAGUCAUUCUGAAUGAGCCGGUGGAAAACUGGCCACUCUGUGAUUGUCUCAUCUCUUUCCAUUCCAAAGGAUUCCCUCUGGAUAAGGCUGUGGCUUAUGAGAAGCUGAGGAAUCCAUUUGUCAUCAACGACCUGGAUCUUCAGUACUUUAUUCAGGACAGGAGAGAGGUGUAUCGGAUCCUAAAGGCCGAGGGAAUACAACUGCCUCGCUUUGCGGUUCUGAACAGAGAUCCUGCCAGACCAGAAGAAUGUAAUCUGGUGGAGGGAGAGGACCAUGUGGAGGUGAAUGGGGAGAUUUUCCAGAAGCCUUUCGUGGAGAAACCAGUUAGUGCUGAGGACCACAAUGUCUACAUCUACUACCCCACAUCUGCAGGAGGGGGCAGUCAGCGGCUCUUCCGCAAGAUUGGUAGCAGAAGUAGCGUCUAUUCUCCCGAGAGUAACGUCAGAAAGACUGGAUCCUACAUCUAUGAGGAGUUCAUGCCUACAGAUGGAACUGAUGUGAAGGUGUAUACUGUAGGUCCUGACUAUGCCCAUGCAGAGGCCCGGAAAUCUCCUGCUCUGGAUGGGAAGGUGGAACGGGACAGUGAGGGGAAAGAGGUCCGUUAUCCAGUCAUCCUCAAUGCCAGAGAGAAACUCAUCGCAUGGAAAGUCUGUUUGGCUUUCAAGCAAACCGUGUGUGGCUUCGACCUGCUCCGUGCCAAUGGCCAGUCAUACGUCUGUGACGUCAAUGGCUUCAGCUUUGUCAAGAACUCCAUGAAGUACUACGAUGACUGUGCAAAAAUCCUGGGGAAUAUCAUCAUGAGAGAAUUGGCUCCACAGUUUCAGAUCCCAUGGUCUAUACCUUUAGAAGCAGAGGAUAUUCCCAUAGUUCCCACAACCUCUGGAACGAUGAUGGAGUUGAGGUGCGUAAUUGCUGUGAUUCGACAUGGUGACAGAACUCCCAAACAGAAGAUGAAAAUGGAAGUUCGACAUCAGAGGUUUUUUGACCUCUUUGAAAAAUGUGAAGGCUACAAAAGUGGAAAACUGAAAUUGAAAAAGCCAAAGCAACUCCAAGAAGUGUUGGACAUUGCCAGGCAGCUGUUGGUAGAGCUCGGCCAAAAUAACGAUUCCGAAAUUGAGGAGAGUAAAGCAAAGCUUGAACAGCUGAAAACUGUCCUUGAAAUGUACGGUCAUUUUUCUGGCAUUAAUCGCAAGGUUCAGUUAACGUAUCUGCCACAUGGUUGCCCUAAAACAUCCAGUGAAGAGGAAGACGUGCGGAGGGAUGACCCGUCGCUGUUGCUGGUUUUGAAGUGGGGUGGCGAGUUGACUCCAGCAGGCAGGGUGCAGGCUGAAGAGCUUGGUCGGGCCUUUAGGUGUAUGUACCCUGGAGGACAAGGUACUUUUACACCCACUGUGCUCAAUACUGUUCCUAUUAUGUCUGCCCCUUGUUGCUUAUUGUUUUUCUCCUGCGUCUCAGGCGACUAUGCUGGCUUUCCCGGCUGUGGCCUUCUCCGUCUGCACAGCACAUAUAGGCAUGACCUGAAGAUAUACGCCUCUGAUGAAGGACGCGUUCAGAUGACUGCUGCAGCAUUCGCGAAAGGCCUGCUGGCAUUAGAGGGAGAGCUGACACCCAUCCUGGUUCAGAUGGUAAAAAGUGCCAAUAUGAAUGGCCUUCUGGACAGUGACAGUGACUCCUUAAGCAGCUGCCAGCAGAAAGUCAAAGCACGACUUCAUGAGAUUCUUCAGAAGGACAGAGACUUCACAGCAGAAGACUUUGAGAAGCUGGCGCCCACCUCUAGCACAUCUCUUGUGAAGUCCAUGCAGAUGAUUAAAAACCCUGUGAAAACAUGUGAUAAGGUGUACUCCCUCAUUCAAAGCCUAACGCUGCAGAUCCGCCAAAGAAUGGAAGACCCCAAAUCAGCAGAUAUCCAGUUAUACCACAGUGAGACUCUUGAGCUGAUGCUGCGUCGGUGGUCUAAACUCGAGAAGGAUUUUAAGAUGAAGAAUGGCCGAUACAACAUCAGCAAGAUACCUGAUAUCUAUGAUUGCAUCAAAUAUGAUGUGCAGCACAACAGCUCAUUAAAGCUUGACAACACCAUGGAAAUUUACCGGUUAUCCAAAGCACUGGCUGACAUUGUCAUCCCACAGGAAUAUGGUAUUUCUCAACCUGAGAAACUGGACAUAGCCAAAGGUUACUGUACACCUCUUAUUCGCAAGAUCCGCUCUGACCUACAGAGGACACAAGACGAUGACACUGUUAAUAAACUGCACCCAGUGUAUUCCAGCGGAGUCAUGUCUCCAGAACGCCAUGUGCGGACCAGACUUUACUUCACCAGUGAGAGUCACGUACACUCACUGCUGUCUAUCUUGCGUUACGGAGCCCUCUGUGAUGAGGCCAAAGAUGACCAAUGGAGGAGAGCCAUGGAUUACCUUAAAAUAGUCAGUGAGCUGAACUACAUGACACAGAUAGUCAUUAUGCUCUAUGAAGACCCAAACAAGGAUCCUUCGUCAGAGGACCGUUUCCAUGUGGAACUUCAUUUCAGUCCAGGAGCUAAAGGCUGUGAAGAAGAUAAAAACCUACCAUCUGGAUUUGGAUAUAGACCAGCAUCUAGAGAGAAUGAGGGCUCCAAGAAGAAAUCCCAUAAUGACAGUGACGAGGAGGCCAGUGGUGCCAAACGGGACGAGCCGGAUCGAGCCCUUAUGAUGUUCCGCCCCAUGGUGUCAGAUCCCAUCUACAUCCACCGGAAGUCCCCUCUUCCCCGCUCCAAAAAGAUUGGCUCUGUGGAAUCCCCAUUGCAGGCAGACUUUUUCAAGACGCCUGCUGGCAAAGAAGAGAGCCCCCUGAGUGUGUCUAGCCCUGACUCUAUAGGUACCUGGAUUCAUUACACCUGUGGUGUUGGUACUGGGCGUCGAAGACGCAGAUCAGGGGACCAAAUAACUUCCUCCCCAGUCUCCCCCAAAUCACUGGCUUUCACAUCCAGUAUUUUUGGCUCAUGGCAACAGGUUCUGUCAGAGAACAACAGCCACAGCAGACCGGGCAGACUGCACGCCGAUCACAAGCUCACCACUGGAAUCGGGUCUCAUUGUGCUGGCUUGUUUAGCACCAUGGUGCUGGGCGGCUCCUCCAGUGCACCUAACCUACAAGAUUACGCUCACGCACACCGUAAAAAGCUGACCUCCUCUGGCUUCUUAGAUGAGGCUACACGUGGUUCUGCUGUAAAAAGAUUUUCUAUCUCAUUUGCGCGACACCCAACCAAUGUGUUUUCCAGUAUGUUCAGUGGUUUUGAGUUGUAUUCCAUGGUUCCUUCAAUCUGUCCCUUGGAGACCCUCCAUAAUUCCCUGUCUCUCAAACAAGUGGAUGACUUCCUCGCUUCCAUAGCCAUAUCCCAUGAUUCAGUACUGGAAAUAUCGGCAUCCUCGCCAGCUGUGCCCACAAAGAAGGCUCCUUUGAACACUUAUACUCCAGCAAAAGUUUUGCCCUGUCCAUUCACCCAAUCCCUUGCCAAGAAGACGUGCUCACCAGAGAAGAGUGCAUCAGAUCAGGAUGACUUUCCAGCCAGAAAGCCCAGAGCAGUUUCAGUAAAUGUUCUGGAGCAUGGUGCAAGUUGUGGCAAAACUUCACACCCAAGCUCAGCGACCAAGCAGCACAACCCUGCUCCAAUCAUCUCCAUCCCUCUGCCACCUGAAUGUCAUGAUUCCUCUAUUAAAACCCAACAACUAUCCAGUGUCUCAUCCAGUGGCACACCAGCACUUGAAGUCCCUGCUCUACAAAAUAAGAGUGCUACAAAAAACAUGCCAGGCUUUUACACAUGACAUCAAUCUGCAAACCACCACCUGGGAAAUGUAAAAAUGAACUAAAAUCACAGCACACCCUAAAUCAGGGCAAAACUAAAGCAGAUGACCACAUGCCAUGGACCCAGUGAACCAACACAGGAUUUUUGUUCAGACAGAUUAGAUCAAUUCUUAGAGCAUGUUACAGGCCUGACUUUAUUACCUUUAGUGACAAGAAUUUGUCAUAAUUAGCAGUACCUUUAUUUGCAUUUAAAGGAACAUCUCACUGAAUGUUUGUUACCAAAACACAGUCCACCAAAAGAUAUCACAUUGUUGUAAUUACAAUCAUAUCGUAGGCUUAUUUAGCUCUUCCAUUCACCUUGAAUGGUUCGGAAGAAUGUGUUACAUUUAUCUUGUAUAUUUGAAUGUUGAAAUGUAAAAGCUUGCAUAGAAUUUACUGUCAUAGUAUGAUGACAUGUUACUGCAGCUGGUUUUAAUAUUUAAUGAAUACAGCAUAUUCUGGGGCCUCAUCAAACAAGGUCCUAAGUGAUAUUUCUUGUUUAGAAACAUAUUUUUAAUGCAUAUAUUUCAUUACAAUCAGAAUGUGCACUUUCCCUCCACUGUAACGGAAAUCUGCCUUAUGUUAACAAGUACUUUUCCAUCAAAUUGAAAUUAAACUGAAUGUUGUGUAUAUUGGGAA